AUGCGGGAAUUGAGUGAAUCGUUGCAAUUUCAUAGUGCUAAGCUUGAGGAGGUCGUUGAAUGCAUUGAUGCUUUCAAACAAAGUAUAAAAGUGCUGGAACGAAAAAAUGUGGAGCUAAUGAAUAGGAACAUUAAUUUAGAAACACGAGUCGGAGCACUUGAGCAGAGGCUCCAUGAAAUUGAACAAGAAAAGCUUAUAAAUUGCGUCGAAAUCGCUAACGUUUCUUGCCCAAGCACUGAAGACUUGAGUAAAAUAGUGGAAAGUGUGGCAAUAAAACUAAAACAACCCCUUGAAAGCGUCAAGAAUUCGCAAAGACUCCCAGGAAAAAAAGACCAACCAAUGAACAUCAAGGUCGAAUUGAAAGAUGAGUCCGAUCAAGAAAAAUGGAUUUUGGCUGCCAAAUCAAGUAAAAUCAUAGUAGCUGACAUAUGCCCUAAUGAGAAGAAUAACCACAAUGUAGUAUUUAUAAGAGAAGCGAUGACCAAAUCUAACAAAACCUUACUUUGGAAUGCGAAACAGGAGCUAAAAACCAACAAAAAUUAUAAGUAUGUUUGGAUCAAAAAGGGUUGUGUAAAGGCGCGCAAGGAAGAAGGAUCUAAAAUAUAUUCCCUUAGAACCCUGGAGGAUAUUCACGCACUAGCAAAUAAGUAAAUAGCUAUAAGGCUGCUUUAAUUAGGCACUUAAUAGACUUUUAAACAACCUUUCAUUAGUAAGCUGGAAAGUAUAAUAGAUGAUAUUUAUGAAAUUGAAGAAUGUGUAAAUAUAAACGAUUUUUUAAGUAAUAUUGAAAAUAUGCAUAUAAACUUAUUGUGUGUUCAUAUUAACAUAAGGUCUUUGAUAAAAAACUUUACGACACUUGAGCAAUGCGUAUUGACUUCAAAGAAAUUAAUUGACGUUAUUAUUCUUACUGAAGUUAAUAUUUCGGAUAACAUCAGCUCUUUAUAUCAUUUGGAUGGUUACCAGAUGUUUACAGCACUAAGAAAGGAAAGAAAGGGUGGUGGAAUAAUCAUUUAUGUAAGUAAUAAGCACAAACUCAGCAUAAAUUCAUUAAAAACAAAAUAUUUUGAGAACAUUUCA
Messenger RNA from Pararge aegeria (speckled wood butterfly), 1077 nucleotides. RefSeq lists its product as uncharacterized. Lineage: Eukaryota; Metazoa; Arthropoda; Insecta; Lepidoptera; Nymphalidae. The record is from RefSeq and is a predicted model, not a curated record. The coding region runs from base 1 to 651 and encodes 216 amino acids. The transcript has a single exon.